This is a messenger RNA of Rhagoletis zephyria (snowberry fruit fly), 3189 nucleotides long. NCBI's taxonomy places the organism in Eukaryota, Metazoa, Arthropoda, Insecta, Diptera, Tephritidae. The record is from RefSeq and is a predicted model, not a curated record.
AUGUGCGCUGGCAACAUGCCACCCCACCACGGUCUGAUGAAGCCGCCGCCAAUGGAUCAGCAAUACAUGCAGUGCCAGAGUCAGAUAUUCGUCUUCAACACGCUCAUGGUGAACCAGGCAGCUGAGGCGGUGGACAACGGCAGCUUCGAGUCCAUCAUCGACUUUCACCUCUCCAAUCCGCAUACAAAGAGCUUCAUCGAAAAGCACAGUCUGAAGCUUCCCAUUCAGAAUAAACCAAAUAACCUCUGGCAGGGCAAUAUUAGGCCGCCUCGAAUGAGGGGUCCCAAUCCCAAUGGAAUGUGUGGAAUCAGAGGGCCGAACAACUUCAACAGCAAUCCCUGCUAUCCCUACAACCACAACCCUCCUGGUCCCGGACCGGGUGGCGGGCCUCAGUGGAGUGGUCCGAACAACUGGCCUGGCCAGCCACAGCCUCCUUUUCCACCUAAUGAUAUGAACAAAAUGGCCAAUUGCAAUCCACGACCGUAUGGACCUCAAUACAAUGGCAACGCGCCCUAUCCUUUAGACAUGCAAGACCUGACACCGCAACAGAAGCAGCACCGAGAAAAGCAGCUAGCCAUACUGGCCAACCUUCAGCAAAAACUCUGUCCUGAACUAGAACUAGGACCAAACAAUCGUCCACUUUCACAACCGCCGCAGCCAAAUGAGUUUCCUGGUGUGGAUGCAAUGGGCAACCCAAUGCCGCCACUACUGCCGGAGAACGAUCCGAUGAAUGCAAUGCUUCCGUCCGACAGCUACAACCCCUCCUUCCCUCCCAACCCUAUGAUGUCCAAUCAGCCUGGAGGCGGAGGGCCCGACCCGUGGGCAAAGGCGGGCGGGCCGUUUGGCGAUGAAAAGCCGCCGCCGCCCUUCAACGGCAGGCGAAAGGGAUCUCAGGGUGCUAACCAGGUGGGCAACCAGCACCAAUCACCGCUGUCGCAGCAGUCGAUCAACAGUCCCAGCUCGUGUGUGACCUCCAGUCCGGGCACUCGAGUGCCCCCACCGCCGUACAACACUGGUCUGCGAACCAUGUCCAGUCCUCACCCGGCGUCCCCGGCAGCCACCUCACUCUCACUUCCCUCUCCGCGUAUGCACCCCAAUGAUACGAGGCAACAGUCUUUCACCCCCGGAGGCGUCCGCUCAGGGCCUGCCACGCCUGCCUCUGCCGACGCCGUCAACUGCGGUCAACUGAUCAACUCACCAAAGUCUUCCGGUCGGCAGAGCAAUACCUCCCCAGGCAGCAGUGCCAACAACAAGAAAGCCAAGUCAUCCUCGUUGGAAAAUGACUUGGCGAUGAUGAACGCCUUCCCUCCAAAGACCGAGUCAGCCCAGCUGAUGCCAGUGCCCUCGCCCAAACAGAUCGACUACAAUAACUUUGAUGGCCAUGAGUUGGUCAUUCACAAGCAGCCAAAUGCUCACUUUCAAGACAAUGAAUUGCUCAAUCCUGGCGAACUGGGCAAUGACCUCUACCCAAAUGACUUUAUGAACAUUUGCUCCUCGGUGAACAACAGCGGCGCACCGCCGAAUAUGCCUGACAUGAACUCCAAUCACCGCUUUCCGCCCAACUCAUGCAACUACGACUCAAAUCCAAAGUUUCCGCCUCCUGAUCCCUCUCACAGGUAUAGCAAUAACAAUGGCUUUGCAAUGGACGGCUACGGAAGACCCUCGCCCAACUCCUGUCCACCACCUCCUUUCAAUCCAAAUGAGGCUAUGCGAUACCCCAACUGUGACCCAGCGAAGAAUCGGAUCAAUUCGCCGGCUGAUAUCGCCUUCUCAGCAGCCAACUCAAUGGACAUGAACAUGAUGACCAACUCAAUGCCACCGAUGGGCUCAGACGGGCCGCCCUUUGCCAAUGGACAGAGUCACAGCUUUGGCGACCACCCUGACAGUGCCAUCGGCUCGAGUCACCUGCAGAAUCUGCAGAAGAUGACUCCGCCAUUUGACAAGGAUGGAAUGAUGGCCACCUCCAAGUCAAACAUGCCUCCAAAUAUGGUCAACACCAACAGCAACAGUGGUCACAUGGUGCCCAACUCUAUGCACCCAAAUAUACCUCAGAAUCCAAAUCACCGAAUGCCAAACUUUGACCCCUCUUUCCCUCCCAUGCCAUGCAAUGACAUGAACGAGCCCAACAGCUUCGGCCCUGGUCCGGGUAUGCAUCCGCCGAACAUGCCACCGAUGGGCGGCUAUCCAAACAACCAGUUCACCAACUCACCGAGGAUGCCUUCCAAUGAGCCCCCGUUUGGCAUGCACCCGGGAAAUCAGUUUCCGGGAAAUAUGCCGCCAAUGAACGGACCACCCGGCGAGCCACCGGGAGGCAUGAACGGACCAAUGAUGAUGCCCGGAGGAGGGCCACCGCCGCCGCCGUCACAACAACAACAACAACAACAGCCUCCGAAUGGAAGGUUUCCCGGCAAUGGCAUUCGACCGCCAAUGAAUCCCUCAAAUACUCACAGCACUCGCUACAACUCGCCAAACAUUCAGGUGAAGCCUGACGCACCAAACACCAUUCAGUACUUGCCCUCUCGACCACAAGGGCCCACCAGUACGCCGCCCAGCAGGCCACCCAAUUUGGACUUUUUGCAGCAGUCGCUGAGCAUGGGAGGGAAGCCUUCGGGAGGACAACCAUUGCAGCCACCGCCGCCACCACAGCAAGGAAUGCCGCCAGGUCCGGGCAACAACGUUCCCUACUUUGGACCAGGUGGACCUGGUGGACCAGGGGGGCCUGGAGGGCCAAUGGGAAUGCCUCCUCGAGGACCGCCGCCGCCGAUGCAGGGUCACAUGAACUUUAACCCCCGGGGGCAGAUGAUGCAGAGACCACAUCCGAACAUGCAGAAUGGGCCACCAGGCAUGGGCCCAGGUCUUCAGAUGGGACCUCAGGGAGGAGGACCCCCACCGCCGGACAUGUACAACCGCCCUCCAGGACCGAACAGUAUGGUGAACGGGCCUGGGAACAUGCCCGGUGGUCCGCCAGGCCCACCAAACUUUGGCGGUCAAGGAGGAGGCAAGGCGGGCGUGGGUCCAAUGGGCAUGGGUCACCCGGGAGAGCAGUCAUUCAACUCAUUCAAGCCAUCCUUUCCCAAUCUGACGUCUGACCCCGCCUAUGCGGCGCAGUAUCACAGCUUCCAACAGCAGCUUUACGCCACCAAUACUCGAAACUCAGCUUCGAAUCCUCGAAUGACAUCUAACUUUUAA